AUGGCUCGCAAGGGCAGUUCGAAGGUCCGGACGGGCUGUCUGACAUGCAAGGUCCGCAAGGUCAAGUGUGACGAGGAGAAGCCCCAUUGCCGACGCUGUGUGGGCACCGGCCACAAGUGUGACGGCUACGCCCCGGCCCCCGGCCUGCUGUGGCACCGCCCGCGUCACCUGUUCCCAGACGUGAACGAUGCCGGCGAGAGGAGAUCGCUCCAGUUCUUCUGCGAGGGCGCCGCGCCAUUCAUGGCCGGGCCGAUGGACCCCUACUUCUGGACGCACCUCGUCAUGCAAUUCAGCAGCUUCGAGCCCGCCGUGCGCCAUUCCGUCGUCGCCCUGAGCGCCCUCUACGAGCAGGUCAUUCGCAGGCCAGCAUCGGACCAGCAGGAGCUCGACUACAGCGUCGUGCUCCGCCACUACAACUCGGCCAUCCGCGAACUGAAGACGGCGAGCGAGCCCCUGGUGCUGAUGGUCUGCGUUCUGUUCACCUGCAUCGACUUCCUGCGCGGCGAACGAGAAGCCGCCAUUGAGCACGUCAAGCACGGCGUCUUCAUCCUGGAGGGCGUCGAAGACUCGUGUUCCUGGAUCAAGGAGUACCUGUCGCCCAUCUUCCGCCGUCUCAGCAUCUUCCCCUUCUUCUUCACAGUUAAUACCGACAGCUUCGCGAAGCCCAUCGGCCUCCAUGACGAGAUCCCUGCAGCUUUUGGUACCUUUAGCGAGGCACAGUACUUCGUAGACGGCAUCAUCAGUCGUACCAUACGUCUAGUCCGGUAUGGGGAUUCAUACAGGCUCGGCGACCUGGCCGGAAGCCCUGUGCCCGACGAGCUGCUAGCCGAGCAGGAGAGGAUUCGCGUCACCCUUGACCAGUGGCGCUUGCGGUUUGCCUCACUCGAGCCCAAGCUACACGACCCAGGGACUUCAGAGGUCAUGACGUGCAGCAUAUUGAUGCGCUACGAGGUCGCCAGGAGCUGGCUGGAGAUGGCAUUUAACCACACGGAGGCUGGCUACGACAGCUUUCUAAACAGGUUCCGAUGGAUGGUCCACGAGGCAGAGCGGCUGGAGGCAGCGGGAUACUGCAAAGACACGACGACGUUUAGUUUUGAGAUGGGAUUCCUUCCGCUGCUUUAUUAUGUAGUCAUGAGGUGCCGGUGCCUCGAGACGAGGGUACGGGCGCUUUCGUUGAUGAAGAAGCUCGGAUCACCCCAGGAGAACCUGUUUGAGCUGGUCACGAUGCAUGCGGCAGGGAAGAGGUUCAUCGAGAUCGAGCACGGCGCCUUGUUAGAUGAAGCGGGUGACCUGGUCGGGGAGGCCUUGUGCCCCGGCCUACCAGCCGACGAGAUGAGAAUACGGGAUGUGACGACACACCAGAAGCCCGUAGUACAGACAGCUGCCAACGGCGAGCAAGUGACGGGGAGGAUGGUUGGGUUUUACAUGCGCGCAGCUGAUGGCCGCAUACAUGUUCGCAACGAGUUCGUUCCUGUGUCGCCCUUGUAG
Messenger RNA from Anthostomella pinea, 1488 nucleotides. The record is from the annotation of a GenBank genome assembly. NCBI's taxonomy places the organism in Eukaryota, Fungi, Ascomycota, Sordariomycetes, Xylariales, Xylariaceae.